This is a messenger RNA of Ictidomys tridecemlineatus (thirteen-lined ground squirrel), 4248 nucleotides long. Lineage: Eukaryota; Metazoa; Chordata; Mammalia; Rodentia; Sciuridae. The record is from RefSeq and is a predicted model, not a curated record.
CCCGCGCGGGGGCUGCUGCGCUGGUGGCCGAGCCCGGGGCCCGGGCCCGACGCGCCCGGCGCGGAUGCCUGCUCGGUGCCCGUGUCUGAGAUCAUCACCGUGGAGGAAGCAGACGCUCACAAGAAGUGCCACGCCAGUGGCCAGUGGCAGAAGAUGGGACAGCCUUGCGCAUUCACAGUUCACUGUGUGAAGCGAGCUCGACGUCACCGCUGGAAGUGGGCACAGGUGACUUUCUGGAGCACGGACGAGCAGCUGUGUCACCUGUGGCUGCAGACCCUCCGGGAGCUGCUGGAGAGACUGAGUACGUAUGUGUUCAGGCUGGUGAAGGGCAGCUGCGGCAGGCUAGGGGCGCUGCUCCUGCUGAGCCCGCAGCACCACCUCAUGGUGUUGGUGCAGCCAGCUCACAGGUGCAGCCCAGGGCGGGAGCGGCACGUGCUGGUCAGCCUUGGCCUUUUGGACCACUCUGCAUCUGUGUCCAACACAGUGGACUGGGCAGCCCUGCAGUUCCCUGAGGUGGCAGUGGUGCUCGGUACCUUCUGUCUGGGGGUGCGUUCCUGCUGCUCCGGGUCCGACCGCACCUUGGCACCUGAGCCGGUGUGUGAGCUGCCCUGUACACUGCUGCGCGAUGCCCCCAGUGGUCGAGAAGCCGGGCAGAUGCACAUCCUCAUGGGGUUUCUGUGGGGCCCUUUGCCCACUAUCCGUUGGCCUGCUCCUUUCCUCGGUCGUCGAGAAAACAGACACACAAAAGUGUGCCCAUGGUUGAUAGACGUGGGUCAGAGACGGUGGACCAACGUUUGUCUCUACACUUGCGUGUGCUUUGACAUGGCACAAGUGGCCUGGACAGUAGGGGAGGCGGAUAUGGCCGCUGUUAGGUUCCAAGAGAGUCAGACUGGCCUAGUAGGGGGCCUGCCCACCCAGGCCACCCAGUCCCUUCCUGGGGAAUGCUGGGUGGCCCUGCAGGGUUCUGGCCACUGCCCUCGCCGUCCACGUGAGUCACAGCUCACAGGCAUGGACAUAACCUACCAUGUCCCCACAGUGACCGAGCGUGCGAACCAGGCCAAGGAGACCCUGUGUGAGGUCAGCAUGGACAAGUAUGAUGGCAUCGUCUGUGUGGGUGGCGACGGCAUGUUCAGCGAGGUCCUGCACGGUCUGAUCGAGAGGACGCAGAGGAGCGCCGGUGUGGACCAGAACCAGUUCUGCGCCAAGCUGGUGCCCAGCCCCCUCAGGAUCGGCAUCAUCCCCGCAGGGUCGACCGACUGCGUGUGCUACUCCACCGUGGGCACCAACGACGCCGAGACGUCCGCCCUGCACAUCGUGGUCGGGGACUCGCUGUCCAUGGACGUGUCCUCAGUGCACCACAACAACGUGCUGCUGCGGUACUCAGUGUCCCUGCUGGGCUAUGGCUUCUAUGGGGACUUGAUUGAGGACAGUGAGAAGAAGCGGUGGAUGGGACCUGCCAGAUACGACUUUUCAGGUUUGAAGACCUUUCUCUCACAUCACUGCUACGAAGGGACAGUGUCUUUCCUCCCAGCCCAGCACACCACGGGAUCCCCACGGGACCCGAAACCCUGCCGGUCAGGAUGCCUGGUGUGCAGGCAGAGCAGGCAGCAGCUGGAGCAGGAGCAAGCCCUGCGCGGCCCGCCAGACUCCGAGAAGGUGGAGGAGUGGCAUGUCAUCUGCGGGAAGUUUCUGGCCAUUAAUGCCACGAACAUGUCCUGUGCUUGUCCCCGGAGCCCUAGAGGCCUGUCCCCAGCCGCCCACCUGGGAGAUGGGACUUUCGACCUCAUCCUCAUCCGGAAGUGCUCCAGGUUCAACUUCCUGAGAUUCCUCCUCAGGCACACCAACCAGUACGACCAGUUUGACUUCAGUUUUGUUGAAGUCUAUCGCGUGAAGAAAUUCCAGUUCACCUCCAAGUCCCUGGAUGAAGAGGACCACACCCUCAAGGACAGGGGAAAGCAGGGCUUGGGGCAGAUGUGCUGUGACAACCCCGCCUCCUGCUGCUCGGCCCCCCGGAGCUCCUGGAACUGCGACGGGGAGAUUCUGCACGGCUCUGCCAUCGAGGUCAGGGUCCACUGCCAGCUCAUUCAGCUCUUUGCAAGAGGAAUUGAAGAGACGCCUCAGCAGGAGCCCUGCAGCUGAGGGCCGGCCCGCCCCAUGCACAGAGGUGUGAAGACUGUUUAAUGACCACAGACCAAUUAUGUUGAUAUCUACAUUUACAUCUAGAAAUUUAUUUUUGAUAGUUAGAUCUUGAUUUUAGAACAAGAUACGUUUUGUCAACAAUUCUGCAUACACAUCUGGCAUUUGAGUUCCCUGGGAGCUGAGUGGCGCUGCACACAACUGGUUUCUCAGCAUCCAGCGCCACGGGCGUGGGGCCUCGCCUUGGAUAUCAGCGACGCGGACAGCACAGAUGUAAGGUCGGCCCCGAGCGGUUGCAGGGCAAUGACUUUAGGGACACAGGAGGACUUUCCAGGAAUCAGGCCCACCUUCUGGACACAGGGGCCUGUGUCACCGAUCUGCUUUAUAAGAUUCUUCUGGAAUGGUCGAGCAGGUUUGGGAACCAGGUGUUUCUUCAUUUUACUCCACCUUCCCUGUGGUCAGGGCCUUGCCAUCUGGUGAGGGCAACCUCUGACCUUGCAAACCUCCUGGUCUGCUGCCCUCCCAGCUGUGUUUGUGAGACUGUCCAGCGGGCAGCUCCGUGGUGGCUAUGGAGACGGCUGGAAACGCGCUGGUGAGGGCUCGUUCUCCUUAGAGGCAAAACAUGGACAUCGUAUAUGGACACAACGUGCUUAGCACCGCCGGGCUUUCUGGGGAGCAGAAAGCAGUGGGCAUUCCCCAGGGACAUUCGCUUUGACAGGGUGGCCCUGACUCCAGCAGGCUGACCUGGUGCCGGCCUGCAGUCUCCUGCCGUCUCACGCUGACCUCUGUAUCGACAGCUUUGCCGUCCUCAGUGGGACCAGCACAGGGCGUCUCCGCCGUCUCCCCAGCCCUGAGCCAUGAUGGCAGCUUCCCGCUGAGGUCCUGGAGCCAGGGACCAGCCCCCUGCACGCUUCCCACCACUGGGCUCCUGACUGCGCCUGUCCUCCUUGUUUUCGGACUGAUGUGUGACGAGCCCUGUGGAGUGGCACGUGAGGCAGCCCGACCUCUGGCCUGGAGGAGAAGGCACCAACUGUUAGGAGACCGGGGUUCACUGCUGCCGCUGUGGGUGGCUCUUCCACAGGUCCCCAGGUGGCUGCCGCAUCCGACAGAGAGCAUCUGUUUUGGGGAUUCUUUGCGUUGAUUGUAUUUUGAGGCAUACACAAAGCCUCCUGUCUCGUCAUUCGGUCCCUCCUGGGCUUUUCCCGUGGCUUCUGUAUUAGUGGACCGGGUUGGCAACGGCAGCCGUGUGGCAGGAGGGUUCAGGAAGCCAAGGGUGACAGUGGGCAGACUGGGCCUCUGUAUUCAGGUUGGCUCCUGGUUGGGAAGAAACCAGAGAGCCAGAGUGGCAGGUUUUGAGGGGGCGAUGACCGCUUGUGCUCAGCAGCCGACAGGCAGGGGGCACCCUCAGGCCAGGGUGCUCCCAGGAGGUCCCACCUGGGAUGACACUCUGCUUCCCUGGGGCCAUUCCAGAAGGCUCCCGUGGAGGGUCCUGAGGAGGCUGUGGCUGCCCCCGAGAACCGGGCCAUCUUACACGCUUUCCCCAAAGAUUCGGAGUCGUGAUCCUGUGAAAUGCUUCCCAGGGCCUGGUCCGCCCAGAGCCCCUUGCCAACCUCGGAGGAUGACCGAGGCAGGAGAUGCUGCGGUGGAACGUACCAGUGGCAAGCUGAUUUUAUCACCUGGGACUGCACAGGGGGCUGUGGCAGAUGCCCCCAAAGCCCCAUUGGGACUGCACGCAGGACGGAGGCAGCCUCUGCCAUUCCCACCAAAGGGCUCCGUCUUCCAGGAGGCCUCACGGCCACCCCAAGCCCUGGACUUGGGGACUUGAACAGAAGAACACCAGAAGUGAUGGGAGACAGUGAAAACUUGGGACCCCCGAGACUUCCUCUGUGGCUUGUUGCUGUGAAACAAUCAGGCAGCAGUUCUGCCCCGUGGCUGAGGGUUCAAAUCGAGAAGUGGGGGCGGGCAGUGCGGCUUCUUCCCAAGCCCCCGCAGCUGGGAACGCCGUGGAGAGGGCUUAAUUUUCUGCCUAAUCUUGCUGGUUUCAAGAUUAGUAAAUAGCAUAUUUGAUCUGAUAUGUUUGAGAAGACAAAAAUAAAGUUACUUUGGGCAGAA